AUGAAGGUUCAAACGGUAAUUUUACUAACAAUCGUUCAAUUUUCCAUUUUUGCCUUUGGGCAAGAAAACUACGAAAAAACCAUCAAAUUUCACGUUCAUAAGCAAGGAAAGGAGACUUUCAAGUCAAAUUUUUGCAAUAAUUGUACUUUGAAGAAGGAAUGUCCUCCCAGUGAGAACCUCACGCUAAUUGUGACAGAUCCUAAUUAUGACUUUGCGCAAGAUUUGAUCAACGCUUUUCAUACUGCUCGAGGCGGAUGCGUUAUGUGGAUGGAUUUUUCAAUAUACAAGCCUCCAGGCAAACUAGCUUACGGAGAACUUUUCGCUCACUAUGAAGGCAUUAAUGCAGUUCUGUUGCGUAAAUUGAAGCAACUCGAGGAAAUCGGCUACGAUCUUGCCAAUCUUUUCGUGUACGGGUACAGUUUCGGAUCGUAUCAAGCCAUCACUGCUGGUUAUAGACUCGGAUCCAAAAAAAUUGGUCGUAUUGAUGCUUGUGAUCCUUCUUCCGAUACUUGGAUAGCAAAUACUACUCCGGUUGCCUUCCAACAUGCCUUUGAUGCCGCGGUAAAUGUUCAAUGCAUUCACACAAGCAAGUUAUCCGGAACAACUAAGCGAUUCUGCCCGAAAAGUAUAAAUAUGGGAAAAUGUGGAGAUCAACCUUAUAAUCCUAUGGAGCUACUAGUAAAUUGGGAUGGUUUAGCUCAAGAGCUUCACGAUUUGUGUUGUAAGGCCUAUAUAGCUUCAUUUACGAACGACUUUAAAUUGGUCCAGAAAACGCAAAUUGAGAGUAAAUAUGGACAAACGUGCUCUACUCAACAACCUGUAGGAACUUUGCCAUCGUCGCCAACUUACACGAUGGGAUAUCGCUUCGAUUUUUCACUUCCCGAUGGAGAAUAUUACGCAGAUUUGACGAGAAGUUCGCCAUAUUAUGUUGCUUAA
Molecule: messenger RNA, 936 nt
Organism: Culicoides brevitarsis
Lineage: Eukaryota; Metazoa; Arthropoda; Insecta; Diptera; Ceratopogonidae
Exons: 2
Coding region: 1-936 (311 amino acids)
Source: RefSeq, a predicted model, not a curated record